AAGGAUUUUAUAAAGGAAUACCACCCAUAUCUAUCUCUCCCCGCAUAACAUGGAGGACUCGCAGCAGCCGCUUCUUUCUGCUCACUUUACUGAGGGCCAUAACCAUGAUUCUCUCCAGAGCGAAGACCGACAAUUAUUAUCACUUUCUACCCCGAAUACAAAUACUAAUAAUAAUUCUUUCAGCUCUGCCUUUGUCCCCGAUUCCGAUGACAUCCCUCCGAUCACUGGUUUCAGGAAUUUCUUUAGAGAAUUCUAUAGAGAAUCCAAGAAACUAUGGUAUCUUGCUGGCCCUGCAAUCUUCACCUCCAUUUGCCAAUACUCUCUUGGAGCCGUCACUCAAGUUUUCUCCGGCCAGGUUGGCACUCUAGACCUUGCUGCCGUCUCCGUUGAGAACUCCGUCAUCGCGGGCUUUUCCUUCGGCAUAAUGCUUGGCAUGGGAAGUGCACUAGAAACACUAUGCGGGCAAGCAUAUGGAGCAAAGCAGCUAGAUAUGCUAGGAAUCUAUUUACAAAGAUCAUGGGUCAUUCUUGGCACUACAGCUUCAUUUCUUUGCUUGUUAUACGUGUUUGCAGCUCAAAUCUUGAAGUCCAUUGGACAGACACCAGCAAUAUCAAAAGCAGCAGGCGUGUUCGCUAUAUGGAUGAUACCACAGCUAUUUGCUUAUGCUAUGAAUUUUCCAAUGGCAAAAUUCUUGCAGGCUCAGAGUAAGAUCAUGGUGAUGGCAAUGAUAGCUGCAGCAGCGCUGGUUUUGCAUGCAGUAUUCAGUUGGCUGUUGAUGCUGAAGUUAGGGUGGGGAUUGGUGGGAGCUGCAGUGGUGUUAAAUGCAUCAUGGUGGUUCAUUGAUUUGGCUCAGUUCCUUUAUAUUAUCAGUGGAACAUGUGGUAGAGCUUGGAAUGGUUUCUCAUGGAAGGCCUUUCAAAACUUAUGGAGUUUUGUUAGGUUGUCUCUUGCCUCUGCUGUUAUGCUUUGCUUAGAAGUCUGGUAUUUCAUGGCAUUAAUACUGUUUGCUGGAUAUUUAAAGAACGCAGAGGUUUCAGUGGAUGCUUUGUCUAUUUGCAUGAACAUCUUGGGAUGGACAGUCAUGAUAGCAAUAGGAAUGAAUGCAGCAAUAAGUGUUAGAGUAUCGAAUGAGCUGGGAGCAGGUCACCCAAGAACAGCAAAAUUUUCACUGGUGGUGGCUGUUAUAUCAUCAUUCCUGAUCGGUGUUGUCCUUUCUCUCAUUCUUUUCCUUUCAAGAAAUUCGUACCCAUCUUUGUUUUCCAAUGAUUCAGAAGUUAAAGAACUUGUGAAUGAGCUAACACCAGUUCUUGCUGCUUGCAUCAUCAUUAAUAAUGUUCAGCCCGUUCUCUCUGGUGUCGCCAUUGGAGCCGGAUGGCAAGCUAUUGUUGCUUAUGUGAACAUAGCUUGUUACUAUGUGUUUGGAAUUCCCAUGGGUCUCAUUCUGGGUUACAAAGUUGGUUGGGGUGUCAGAGGCAUUUGGUACGGAAUGAUGUCAGGGACUGUGGUACAGACUUGUGCCCUGUUCUGGAUGAUUUAUAAAACAAAUUGGAACAAAGAGGCUUCUAUUGCUGAAGAUAGGAUAAGGAAAUGGGGAGGACACACAGAUUCCGGAGUGAACAACAAAGAGAAAAUAACCCUUUCCUGAAAGUGAAGUGGAAAUUAAUGCAUCAUGGAAUUCUUUGGAGGCAGAAGGAGCGAUUUUAUCAAUGAUUUUCAUAGGCAAAUAUAUGUUUUCUUGGCAAUUUUUACACCCAUUCUGAUCUUUACUCUGAAAAGUCUUACCUGCUGAAGGAAACGAGCAGGAUAAGGCCUACAUGGUUAAUUUGUUUUAGAAAUGGUGUAGGGGUAUUUUUAACAGAAUAUGCUUCCAGUACUCCAUUGCAUAAAUGGCAGAUGAAAAGUUCUUGAUGUUGAA
Messenger RNA from Ricinus communis (castor bean), 1915 nucleotides. Its product is annotated as protein DETOXIFICATION 29. Bases 50 to 1645 code for a protein of 531 amino acids. Lineage: Eukaryota; Viridiplantae; Streptophyta; Magnoliopsida; Malpighiales; Euphorbiaceae. Gene Ontology annotation, cellular component: vacuolar membrane. Gene Ontology annotation, biological process: xenobiotic detoxification by transmembrane export across the plasma membrane. The record is from RefSeq and is a predicted model, not a curated record. The transcript is spliced from 8 exons. Gene Ontology annotation, molecular function: antiporter activity; xenobiotic transmembrane transporter activity.